CUAGCUAAUGUUUAUUUUUGACCAUUGGUGGCAUACCCUCAAGCCACCUGGUCUGAGUUAUCAGGAGUUCAAAGCCAGCCUGGUCUUUCUUUCCUUCCCUUUAUGUGGGUUCCUGGGAUCAGACAUCCACCAUCAGACUUUGAUGAACAGUUUUACUCACUGAGCCUUCUAGACUACCUGUGUUUCAUUUUUAUUUUAUUCGAGACGAGCUUCAUCUAGCCUUGAAUUAAGGAUUCCCCUGUCCCUGAAAGCUGGAAUUGCAAAUGGGCUUCAUGGCACCGGUUUCUGUGUAGACAUGAGGAAGUUUGGAAAGGAAUGUGCUAGAACUAACCAGGGCUGGUGACAUGAGAGGAAAUGCCACUUGAUGUGGAUUGAUGUAAAAAGCAGGAGAGCAGUCAUUUCUGUUAGCUACAGGGUAUGGGAGUUACGAGUCUGCUGCUCUAAGAAGAAUCACACUUGGAGACUGUGAACUAGAUCUUUAUACCUCUAUACAGUGAUCUACAGGGCUUCCACGGAAGUGAGUGCAGGACCUCCCUCCAGUGCCCACAGCUGUGGGUGCAGGAGGCUCUUAUAUAAAAUGACAGAGUGAAGCUGGCAUGAAGCCAGUGCUUCUAAUCCCAGGAAAUAGGAAUCACAGGUGGGAAGAUGGGGAAUUCAAAGUCAGUUAGGCGACAUAAAUGAAAGAUUUCCAUCACAUUUUGACAACCUUCUCAAGCAUUAAUAUGACCUGUAGUAACAAAAGCAACACAAUGACAGGGAAACCCCAGCAGGCCUCCCAGUACAGUGUAUGACCAGAGCAGGGACCUUUAAGGCCUUGAAGUCUUUUUUUUUCUUUGAGCCUUUGUGCUUUGGAGGAUGCUCUCCACACUGGCCUGGGCCUCGGGCAAGAUUGCUGCUUGCCCUGAGCACAGAGAUUCUAAGGCAUAAACCUCCAUGAAGCCUAGCUUUCUCCAAAUGUUUUAUAUCUGAAGUUGGUUAGAUCUAUGAACUCAGAACCCAUGGGUACAGAGGGUAACUACACAUGUAUCAAAGAAACAAAAGAAUUCCUAUGGGUAGGCUUUCUUAAUAGGGACCAGGGGUCUGGGCUCAGGUGUUAAAUAUUUAGAAUAAACUGAAUUCUUCCCAAUGUAAUGAAGUUAUUUCUUGGUGGUUUAUUGAUUUUUUUUUAACACAGUAACUGAAAGGGGUGCUGGUGCCCAGUGAUCCUACAACAAAGCAUUCCUGAUGACUUACUAUAAACCAUGUUAAAGGGUGGCCACACUGGGCUUGGGGGCUCAAACAUGUGAUUCUAGACACUCAGAAGGCUGGGAUUGUGAUGGGGACAAGGGGACCUGGAGGGGCACUUUCAUAUUCUGUGGUAAAAAGACAUGGAAUCUGGUGCUGUGGCCGAAUGGUUAAAGAACUUCAGAUGACCUGGUUGGGUGCCCCACAUGGCAGCUCAACACUGCCUUGAACUCCAGCAAGCAUGAGGCAGACACGUGACACAUAUGCACAUACAUAAGGAAUCUGAACACCUACCUGCGGUGGCUCAUGCCUUCAACCCAAGAACUGGGAGGCUGAUGAAGGAAGACUGAGGCCAAAGUCAAUAAAGUAUCAAUAAAGAAAAUUGUUCCUGGUUAGCUUCUGGUCAGAGAUAUUUCAGAGUACAGCUCUGAAACAUAGGGACUCUUUUAGAAGAUGAUAAUGGGCCAGUGAGAUCUUAGCAGGAGAAAACACUGGCCAUGCCAGUCUAAGCCAGAGGACAUGAGUUUGAUCUCAGGACUCCAGGAGAAGGUACAAGGAGAGAACCAAUUUCAAAAACAUUGUCCCCUGACACGCAUCCCCAUACAUGUGCCAUGAUGCCUGUGCCUGCAACAGAGCAGAGGACGGUGUGAAAUAGUGGAGUGAGAUCGACAGCCCCAGUCUCCCUGACUACUCAUUGCACUGGAUGCACCUGUAGAUUCCUGUCACAAAGUAAUUACUGUCCCCCAGAGACUUUACCACAGUCACAGCACAGAGAGCUCUCUGACACUAGGGAAAUGGCUAAACUCCAAAUGCACCCUGGGAAAUUUUCAGACCUCUGUGGAAUGCUAAUGCUUCCUGCACCUGCCAGCUGCCACUCAGCCUCUCUGGGAGAGAGAUAGCUCUACUUGUCCCUACCUGGUACAUUCUCCUUCCUUCAUAAGGUCUAUUUGGGGCAGUGAUCUGUGUCCUGACUGUGUCUCCAUUGAACCUAAAUGAAGCUAAGUACAUUCGCCACGUUGACGCAUCCCGUGACAAUAAGAAUUCUGAGGAGAAGUAAGGAGUUAAAUGAGUUAGUCAGGCAACCCAGGUGUCCUUGUAGAAGAUCCAGUGUGGAGGGUCCCAGGGGACUUUAGAAUUGAGGAAUGAGGCCAAGGGCAGGUGCCUAACAGCUAAGGAGCUGUGCUAGAGAAGAGAAGCCAGUCCUGCUCAAGGGAGCAGCUGCCUUCUUUAGUUCCAUGAAUUGGACCCAAAACUUGAUUUUGUUUCUGGAAUCACGAGGCAGGAGAGGUUUCCUACAGGAGCAAGCAGGCACUCAUAGUACACAGUAGCAAACAGUCUGUUAGGAACUAGCCUAGCUAGGAGAAAACGUUCAGCUGAUGCCACCUAGGUUUUCAGAAGAAACACCUGACCUAGGUAGGCCCAGCAGGUAGGCCCUCUAAGUGUCCACAUUUACAACUGAAAGAAACCAGGAAAACUGAAGAACAGAGAUGGAGACAGAAGCCAGGGGUGGCAGCUCAAGGGUUUAAUUCCAGCUCCUACAAAAGUGGAGGCAGAAGAAUCCAGAUUUCAGUGGUAUAUCUCUGCAUGAAAUUCAAUAAAUUAACUCAAUUACAUUGGCUUGAGCAUGCAACCCAGUAGGAAAAUGCUGGCUGAUCUGCAGGGAGCCCUGGGCUACUGGUGAGUGCUCCAGGUUUAAGUACAGACCAAAUUAGGGUGGGCACAGGCGAUCCUUAUUAAUUGGCCCUGGUCAAAGUUUCUCUUAUUGGUCAAGCUCAGCCUGGGUUGUGUGAAGUGGUCUCAGGCCCUCCUCACUGUCACUGUGCAGAGGAUCAAAUUUGGCUCUUGGAAGGUGAUUCCUCAAACUCCAGGGUGCAGCCUUAUCCUGGAAGGUAAUUACCUCAUCUGCUGAGUGUAGGGGAGGGGCUUCUGUCCUGAGAGGUUUUGUUGUUCCUGGGAUCCAAGCUCACUACAAGUUUAGGACAAAGAUUUAUAUGUGUGCUCUGAGCCUCCUCAUACUGCAACAAGCAGAUGCAAAAUGAAGACAGAAGGCAGCUGCCUUUGUUCAUUUGCCUAUCUGUGCUCUCAGGGAGGAUUCAGGCCCCUCCACAAAAGCAGCUCCCAAUUCCUGGUUUUACUAUGAACAUUUGUAUUUGUUUGUUUUGAGAGAGGGUCCCAAGAUGGCCCAAGCCUUGAACUCACAGAGAUCCUCCUGUGUCUGCCUCCCGCGGGCUGGGUUUAAAUGUGUGGGCCACCGUGCCUGGCUUUAGCUACAGUUUGGAUAGUUUAGCAAGUAAUGGAUCUAAACACAAAGAGGUUUUAUUUUUAUUUAUUUAUCUGUUUUUUGGAGGCAGAGGCAAACCUGGUCUGCAUUAUAAGAUUCAAUCAAGAAAGCAAGGAUGAGUGAGAACCUGUCUGUUAGAAAAAAAAUAAACAAUAAAACAAAGAGAACGCUGAAAAUUUUUGUAGGCUUGCUUGUUCAGUUUCAUAAAUUUUUAAUAACACUUAUUUACCAAGCAUGUUUUAGUGUGCCCUUGUACCAGGGUGUGUGUUGGUCACAGGACAAAAUGUGGUCCCUGGGUCCAAAUUCAGGUCAUCAGACUUGGCAGCAAGCACCUUUUCCCUUGAGCAGUUUGUGUUUUGAGCCUCAGAUUCCUCUGUAUUUCAGGAGAGGACUUUGAACAGGGUGAAUUUGUCUCCACCAUUACCUAACAUUCAAGGUGUGUCUCAUCACCCUGCAGGGGUUACUUUUAUUUCAUUUGUUUGCAUACUAAGGUUAUCUGUGUUCUGGGUUUUUAAUUCCUAAGGUCUUCUGUGGUACAUUUAAUUAUAAAAAUAAAAACCAAAUGUGGUAUGAUUUCUUUUAAGAAGGCAGAGAGAGGUGAAAGUUUAGAGCAAGACUGUCCUUAUUUACCUGAUUCCAAGAGUUUGGCUGGUGGUUGGGAUGUAGCUGCUUCCUAGCUGUCACGUAAAACAACAGUCCUACCCUGUGCUACUUGGCUGUAAUCCCUGCAUUUGGGAGGCUGAAACAAACAGCAUUGCUUCCAUUUCAAGGCAAGCCCAGGCUGAAUGUACCACGGGGAAUCCCAGGAUAUUCUGCUAUCGUAUGAGACUGUGAACACAAGCCUUGAUGUCCAGCACCCGGAGGCAGAGGUUGGUGAAUCUCUGUGAAUUGAGGUCAGCAUGACUUACAUGGUGAAUUCGAGUUCAGAUGAGCUACUAGUGAAAACUUCUCACACACAAAAACAGAAAACAAACUAUAUCUAAACAAUAACAACAAAGCAAAGCAAUGAAAAUCAUGGCCUAGGGACAUAGCUCAGUGUGUACAGCACCUGCUUAGCCUGCUUGAGGCCCUGAGUGUGAUUUCCAUCAGGACUCCUGUGGUCUCAGCCCUAUCAUGUCAGCACUUGGGAAGCAGAGAGGAUCAUGGGUUACAGGAUAUUUCAUCAAGGCUGUGCCUCCUCUUUUUAUUGUCAGUCUACACCCAGGGCUCUGCCCUUGUCACAGUUUGCAGGGGACAGGUGAACAUGUGUGCUGUGUGGCCAUGUGGGCAGAGGAGGCAGGGCUCAACUCAGUGUUCCAGGCUUGGGAAUGACUGAGAUGUCAUCAGUCAGAGUUUAAAGGGAGCCAGAUACUGAGUGGGACCUGGGACCAUCUGAACUAACCUAGUAUUAUUUUAUUCUUUUAAAGUAAUUUCUUAUUACUGAAAGCAACUGUGAGCUGCAAGAGUUCAGAAGAGCAGCUGUCCUCUUGAGCUGUCACGGGCUGCAAGUCCAUGCCAAGGACCUUGUUGGAAACUGGAAUUAGAGGCUAAAACCACAAAGGACUCAAGGCUUCCACCACUGUAGGGUAACCCAGGAGACAACAGUGGGGCAACAGCGGUUUCAAGGAGGGAACUGCAGGACAAUUGAGUCAGCUUGUCCUGCAGGGCACCCCAGAGCCCUGCAAGUGUCAGAAGAAAGCCCACCCAGGUCCAGACCUUUAUACCCAGCCUGAUGUCACAGGCAUCGAACUUGACCAAACUCCAGGCAGAGACCAAAUGUAACAUCUGUCUGGAUGACCUGCAAGAACCAGUCACCACAGAAUGUGGACACAACUUCUGUGAUACCUGCCUCACAUCCUUCUAUGAGCAAGGGCAAGAAUGGUUCCCCUGCCCGGUCUGUCGACACCAAUGCAAUGUGAGGAAUCUCUCAAACAAUGAUCAGCUUGGGAUAAUAGUUGAAAUGGCCCAGGACCUGUAUAGCUUGACAAGCAAGAGCAACAGUCAGGAGACCAGCACUAGCUGUGAGCAACACAACCAGGUCCUGACCUUGUUCUGUGAGUAUGACCUGCAGCUGCUGUGUGACCAGUGCAUCAGGCCUGGGAGCCACAAUGGCCAUCAGGUGACCCCCAUUGCACAGGCUGCCUCUCAUCACAGGAGAAAGCUUCACAGAUUGACCAAAUCCCUCCAGAAGAAACUAAAAGAGGUUCACAAGUUAAAAACUCUUCAAAUAAAAAAAUCCCAGAAGUUAAGGCAACAGGUAGAAGCCCAGAGGAAAGAACUGACAUCUGAAUUUCAGCAACUCAGCCAGUUUUUAAAUAGGGAACAGAAGACAGCUUUCUCCAGGCUAAAGGACGAGGAGCAGGAUCUCAAGCAGAAACUGAGCGAAAACAUAGCAGCAUUUGAGAACCAUGUUUCCACAGUCAGAGGGCUCUUUAGCCACGUGGUGGCAGGCAGAGCACACUCAGAUGUAGAAACACUGUCGAGAGUCAAGGAUUUCUGCCAGAAAUCUGAGAGUCUUCAUCUCCCAGGCAUUGUCCCAGCUCAGAUAAGAAGAGAAGCCUACAACUUUCCUCCUCAGCAUUCAGCUCUACAGAAACUUAUACAGCGAUUUACAGUUCAGGUAACUCUAGACCCAGAAACAGCCCAUCCAAACCUGCUUGUGUCUGAGGACAGAAAACGUGUCACAUUGUUAAAGAAAAAACAACGUCUUCCACGUUCUUCAAAAAGGUUUAUCAGGAGUCGUGUUGUGUUGGGGAUUCCGAAUUUUAAUUCAGGGAGACAUUACUGGGAGGUGAAGGUGGGAGAGAAGUCUGAAUGGGCUAUUGGUAUCUGCAAAGCCAAUUUGGCCCCUGGGGAAAAGC
This is a messenger RNA of Alexandromys fortis (reed vole), 6345 nucleotides long. It is a transcript of the gene Trim75, whose product is annotated as tripartite motif containing 75. The annotation marks the transcript as partial. Gene Ontology annotation, cellular component: cytoplasm. The transcript has a single exon. Gene Ontology annotation, biological process: protein ubiquitination. NCBI's taxonomy places the organism in Eukaryota, Metazoa, Chordata, Mammalia, Rodentia, Cricetidae. Gene Ontology annotation, molecular function: zinc ion binding; ubiquitin protein ligase activity. The record is from RefSeq and is a predicted model, not a curated record.